Messenger RNA from Girardinichthys multiradiatus, 1863 nucleotides. Its product is annotated as ephrin-B2a-like. Gene Ontology annotation, biological process: axon guidance; ephrin receptor signaling pathway; blood vessel morphogenesis. Lineage: Eukaryota; Metazoa; Chordata; Actinopteri; Cyprinodontiformes; Goodeidae. The coding region runs from base 350 to 1327 and encodes 325 amino acids. The transcript has 5 exons. Gene Ontology annotation, cellular component: plasma membrane. Gene Ontology annotation, molecular function: ephrin receptor binding. The record is from RefSeq and is a predicted model, not a curated record.
UUACCGUCUUCCGCUCAGUUUGAGUAAAUUGACCAAUAGACGUGCGCUCCCCCCUCUUUCCCACGCCUGUUUAUGGGCGCACGGUCAUUCCGCUAAUAACUACAACACUUUGCACAGUCUCCCUUCUCACUGUACGUAGAUCUCGUCACAUUGACUUUGUGGCCAAUUACGCGCAAUGUGGAGAAUCUCGCUCAGCUGUGAGGGGAAGACUUGUAACUCGGUGGGGUUGUCCUCAGGUAUGCGUCCUUCUCCACGCUCACCUGGAUCUACCGGAGACAUGCAGAGGCGACAGAUAACGGACAGUUUUCGCUGCUCUUUAUGAUACUCUGCCUGAGGUGUCUUUCCCGUGAUGGGGGGACGCGCACGGAGCUGCGGCGCCGUGAUCCUGCUGGCCAUCUUCUGCUCCUGCCGGGGCGUUACGCUGGAGUCGAUCCACUGGAGCAGCUCCAACGCAAAAUUCACUCCCGGUCAGGGUUUGGUCCUCUACCCUCAGAUAGGGGACAAGAUGGACAUUGUGUGCCCCCGGGCUGACCCCUCCUCAGGUAGGACGGAGGAGUUCUACAAAGUCUACCUGGUGACCAAAAGUCAGAUGGAGAGCUGUGGUGUGGACAAGACGGACACGCCCCUGCUGAACUGUGACAAACCUGACCAGGAUGUCAAGUUCACGUUCAAGUUUCAGGAGUUCAGCCCAAACCUCUGGGGCCUGGAGUUCCUCAAGGGGAGGGACUAUUAUAUCACCUCCACCUCCACAGGGUCUAUGAGAGGGCUGGAUAAUACGAGAGGAGGGGUGUGCAGGACCAAAUCCAUGAAACUGGUGCUGAGAGUCGGACAGAACUCCUCUGAUCCACUUUUAACACUUCAGGAGUCUCCAACCAGAUUCCCACCUUCACCACCAAAGGCCAAGACCAAGGAUGUCUUCACGAAAGGCAAGAGUGUAAAAAACGUGGGCUCUGGAGCCAGUCAGACAGAGCCCUCUGGGCCAGGAAUCAUCGUGUGGGUCAUCUCUGGUUGCUUGAUCCUCCUUCUGGUCAUUGCAGUUGUUUUAGUGGUGCUGUGGAGGUACAGUCUGCUCCGCCGAGUCCCUGAUAGGCAGCAGCACCAGCCACCGGCCUCUGUGUCUUUCAGCACUUUGGCUGUGCCGAAGCGGGAUAGCAUCAGCAGCGACAAUGACGGCUCAGACCGCAGCGAGGUGGUCUUUCCCCUCCGUCCGUCCGAAAGCAUGAUCUGUCGUCACUACGGGCAUGUGAGCGGUGAAUAUGGCCCUCCUGUGUAUAUAGUUCAGGAGGUAAUGCCUCAGACCCCCACCAACGUCUACUACAAAGUCUAAUGUGUGCUUCUCUAAUGAAUUCUUCGGAAAAAACAUCUCUACAAGAGGAGGACUUCAGCUGUUAAGUUACUAAUGUAGGCAGUGUGGUUUAAAGCUGGGUUUUUAUACCCUGCAGAGACACCCGUCCUAUUGCUUAGUAAGACUGGAAAAAAAGCACAAAAUACUGUUGAAGGAUUUAAGACAAUCUGAACGGAAACCAGUCAACAUAUCAUCCAGUAGAUGUUUGUUUUGAGAGAUGUGCUUAACAGAGUAAACAGACUUAUUUAUGAGAAUAUGUUUUUUUUAACUGCCACCAUCUGUGGCAGGCUUAACAGUAGUUUAUUUAACUUAAUGAUAAAUCAAGGACAGAAGAAAAUUGCACUCUUGCAAACUUUGUAGAUUUAUUUAUUUAUUUAUUUUUUACAUAUAUGUUGUUUAAACCUGUCUGACAUGCUGUGAAGUGAAUCAAAACACAUACAUCUUUAUUUCAGUCAAUCAGAAAUCCACUAUCAGUCUUUCAAGUCAAUUCAGUACUCAAUAAAUCUGUGAAUUUUCCA